Messenger RNA from Eptesicus fuscus (big brown bat), 1486 nucleotides. RefSeq names its product MAPK activated protein kinase 3 (gene MAPKAPK3). The record is from RefSeq and is a predicted model, not a curated record. The transcript is spliced from 11 exons. Gene Ontology annotation, cellular component: cytoplasm; nucleus. Bases 203 to 1375 code for a protein of 390 amino acids. Gene Ontology annotation, biological process: peptidyl-serine phosphorylation; protein autophosphorylation; intracellular signal transduction. Gene Ontology annotation, molecular function: mitogen-activated protein kinase binding; calcium-dependent protein serine/threonine kinase activity; calcium/calmodulin-dependent protein kinase activity. NCBI's taxonomy places the organism in Eukaryota, Metazoa, Chordata, Mammalia, Chiroptera, Vespertilionidae.
GGCUUCCAGUUGUAGACGCGCGGGGGAGGGGGUGCCGUCACGUGGGCCGCGGGCGGCAAGACUCGCGGCUCCGGGCGCCGGUGGCCGUCGGCUCCCGCUCCCGCCGCCCGUGCCCUUCGCCCGCGCCGCUGCCCGGUGCGCUGCGGUCAGGUGGCCCUGGACGCGCCAGGCUGGGGCCGCCGCUGAGCGCCCCGCGGGGGCCAUGGAUGGCGAGAUGGGCGCGGAACAGGGGGGCGCGUUGCCCCCGCCAGGUGCACCCUCCGGCCCCGGCCAGGCUGGCGCUCCGGCCCUCGCGGGGCGGCGGGAGCCCAAGAAGCACGCAGUGACCGAGGACUACCAGUUGUCCAAGCAGGUGCUGGGCCUGGGCGUGAACGGCAAGGUGCUGGAGUGCUCCCACCGGCGCACGGGCCAGAAGUGCGCCCUGAAGGUCCUGUACGACAGCCCCAAGGCCCGGCAGGAGGUGGAGCAGCACUGGCAGGCGUCGGGCGGCCCCCACAUCGUGCGCAUCCUCGACGUGUACGAGAACAUGCACCGCAGCAAGCGCUGUCUGCUCAUCAUCAUGGAGUGCAUGGAAGGCGGCGAGCUGUUCAGCAGGAUUCAGGAGCGAGGCGACCAGGCUUUCACUGAGAGAGAAGCUGCGGAGAUCAUGCGUGAUAUCGGCACCGCCAUCCAGUUCCUGCACAGCCACAAUAUUGCCCACCGAGACGUCAAGUGUCUUCUCUGCCUGGCCCAGCCCGAAAACCUGCUCUACACGUCCAAGGAGAAGGACGCGGUGCUCAAGCUCACCGACUUCGGCUUUGCCAAGGAGACCACCCAGAAUGCCCUGCAGACACCCUGCUACACUCCCUAUUACGUGGCUCCUGAGGUCCUGGGUCCGGAGAAGUAUGACAAGUCAUGUGACAUGUGGUCCCUGGGCGUCAUCAUGUACAUCCUCCUGUGCGGCUUCCCGCCCUUCUACUCCAACACGGGCCAGGCCAUCUCCCCGGGCAUGAAGCGGAGGAUCCGCCUGGGCCAGUACGGCUUCCCCAACCCCGAGUGGUCGGAGGUCUCCGAGGACGCCAAGCAGCUGAUCCGCCUCCUGCUGAAGACGGACCCCACGGAGCGCCUGACCAUCGCGCAGUUCAUGAACCACCCCUGGAUCAACCAAUCCACAGUGGUGCCGCAGACGCCGCUGCACACGGCCCGCGUGCUGCAGGAGGACAGAGACCACUGGGACGAAGUCAAGGAGGAGAUGACCAGCGCCCUGGCGACCAUGCGCGUGGACUACGACCAGGUGAAGAUCAAGGACCUGAAGACCUCUAACAACCGGCUCCUGAACAAGCGGAGGAAGAAGCAGGCGGGCUCCUCGGCCUCGCAGGGCUGCAACAACCAGUAGCUCCCGGCCCCGCCUCGGAGCAGCCGGGCCUCGGAGCCUGCGGGACGGACAGGAGGGCCUGAGGCCCCGACCCAGAGGGCCCAGGUCAUUUUUUUUUAAACACAAGGACUA